GAGGCAGCUUCGUCGACAUCGAGUCGAUUAACCGGCAAAGCAACGCCGCUACCUCGGAACGUCGCGAGAAGUCGCGCGACUUCAAAGCGAUUCGUUCAACUUUUCGGUCCGCCCGCGGGGGUUAAAAAGGAAAUUCCGCGGUCCAAAAUCGGAGAGUCCUCCUCCCGAGCCGGGAAUCGCGGUCGGUGCCCAUCGGGGGAGCCUUUUCGCGAAAUGGCCGAGUCGAGAUCCCCCCGGAGCACCCGGGCCAACACGGCGGCUUAUCUAAUGACCAAACCCGCGGAUUUUCUCGAGGGUGGCCAACGCGUCAAAAUCGUCAUAGUCGGCAGCGGAUGCGUCGGCGUAUCGGCGGCGAUCGCGAUCCUCUUCAAGCGCCUCGCCUCCGAGUUGGUGCUCCUGGACGCGAACGGGGACCUUGCAGGGGCGCAGGCCGAGGACCUCGGUCACGCCGCGGGCUUCCUGGGCAAUCCUGCCAUCGUCGGCACGAAAGACUUCUCCGCCGCCCGGGAGGCUGCCGUGUGCGUGAUCGCGUGCGGAAGACGUCCAGCCGCCGAUGAAGAUCCCAGGACCCUCCUCGACGGGAAUCUGGCCGUUCUGAGGACGGCGAUCCCGAGCGUCUGCAAGUUCGCCCCGAACAGCGUCCUGGUGAUCGCCACCACCCCCGUGGACAUCCUGUCGUACGCGGCCAUGAAGCUGUCGGGGUUCCCCCCGAACCGCGUGAUCGGCGUCGGGACCUUCCUGGACAGUUGCCGGUUUCAGUGGUUCAUCGCCGAGAAGCUGGGCAUCUCCGCGAGCUCCGUCCAGGCCUUCGUGAUCGGAGAGAACGGACCCACUUCCGUGCCGGUAUGGUCCGCCGUGACGGUGGCAGGAACGAAGCUGCGGGACGUCAACGGAGAGAUCGGCUCCAGGUCGGACCCCGAGGCCUGGGGAGAGCUCCACUCCAGGGUCGUCCGCAGCAACGACGAGCUGACCCGGAGGAAGGGUCACUGUCCCUGGGGAAUCGGGAUCUGCAUCGGGGAGAUCGUCGACGCGGUCAUCCGGAAUACUCGCGUUUGCCUGACGGUGUCCACCUUCGUCAAGGGUUGUCGUCACGGAUUGGAAAAGGACGUGUUCGCGUCGUUGCCCUGCGUCGUGGGGAGGAACGGCGUCCAGUCCUACGUUCGCCACCUCUACACACCUGAGGAGCAGGACCUGACGACCGCGUCCUGCAGGGCGAUCUACGAGGCGCAGAAGCCGAUAAUGGACCAGCUGGAGUGA
This is a messenger RNA of Orussus abietinus, 1257 nucleotides long. RefSeq names its product L-lactate dehydrogenase. NCBI's taxonomy places the organism in Eukaryota, Metazoa, Arthropoda, Insecta, Hymenoptera, Orussidae. The record is from RefSeq and is a predicted model, not a curated record. Gene Ontology annotation, biological process: carboxylic acid metabolic process. The transcript is spliced from 6 exons. Gene Ontology annotation, molecular function: oxidoreductase activity, acting on the CH-OH group of donors, NAD or NADP as acceptor. The coding region runs from base 214 to 1257 and encodes 347 amino acids.